This is a messenger RNA of Capronia epimyces CBS 606.96, 1491 nucleotides long. RefSeq lists its product as uncharacterized. Bases 1 to 1491 code for a protein of 496 amino acids. The transcript has 2 exons. Gene Ontology annotation, molecular function: aldehyde dehydrogenase (NAD+) activity. The record is from RefSeq and is a predicted model, not a curated record. NCBI's taxonomy places the organism in Eukaryota, Fungi, Ascomycota, Eurotiomycetes, Chaetothyriales, Herpotrichiellaceae.
AUGGCGCCAACAGCCACGGUCACAGCCGACAAUGCUUCAAGCGAGGGAUACAAGCCCAAGCACAUCGAGGACCGCCUCUUCAUCAACGGAGAGUUCGUUCCUUCGAUUUCGGGCAAAAGAUUCGACAUCGUCAACCCAGCCACGGAGAAGUUCGCCGCUUCCGUGUACGAGGCUGGCGCCGAGGAUGUCGACGUCGCCGUCAAGGCUGCCCAAGAGGCGUUCCCGGCCUGGUCUGCGCUCUCUGCUGCUGAGCGAGGCGGAUACUUGAACAAGUUGGCCGACGCCAUCGAAAACAACCUUGAUGAGAUUGGAUACCUCGAGGCCAUCAGCAUGGGCAAACCAUACGUCGGCGACUUCUUGAACGCUUUCGGUGUACAAUUCCUAAGAUAUUUCGCAAACAAGGCCCUGGACGUUGCCGGAGACUCGUCAUUGAACUCGGCCAACAUGGUCAAUCUCACGUUCCGGCAACCAUUCGGGGUCUGCGGCGCCAUCAUCCCCUGGAACGGGCCUCUUCUCAUGCUCAUCAACAAGAUCGGCCCUGCGCUUGCCACCGGCAACACUCUCGUGCUCAAGUCGUCGGAGAAAUCACCGCUCUCGAGCCUCGUCGUUGGUCGACUCGCCCAAGAGAUCGGUCUACCAAAGGGGGUAUUGAACAUCGUCAGUGGCUAUGGCCGGCCCUGCGGUGAAGCCAUUGCGAAACACAUGGACAUUCGAAAGGUCUCCUUCACCGGGUCCGUCAUCGCGGGGCGAGCGGUCAAAAAGGCGGCGGCCGAAUCCAACUUGAAAAACGUGACUCUGGAGCUGGGAGGAAAGAGUCCUCUCAUCGUGUUCGAGGAUGCCGAUCUUGCAAAGGCCGUUCCGGCCGCGGCAUUCUCGAUCCUGGCCAACUCGGGUCAGGCGUGCAUUGCCAGCUCGAGGGUGUACGUGCACAGCGCGAUCUCCGACCGCUUCUUGGAGGCCAUGAAGACGGCCAUGGUGCAGAUGGGCGUGUCGGGCGACCCUCUGGCUGCAGGGACCAAGCGAGGCCCCCAGGUCGACAAGCUCCAGUUCGACCGGAUCAUGUCGUACCUCAACUACGCCAAAGAGAACAAGUUAGACAUCCCCGUCGGCGGCAACCGCGAAGGAAGCACGGGUUACUACAUCGAGCCGACCAUCAUUGCCAACGCACCCGAGGACUCCAAGGUGAUGAGGGAGGAGAUCUUCGGCCCCGUCGUCUGCGUCAACACCUUCUCCGACGAAGCCGAGGUGCUGAAGCGCGCCAACGACACCGAGUACGGCCUGUACGCCAGCGUCUUCACCAAGGACGUCUCGCGCGCCUUGCGCGUCGCCAAGGCUCUGGAGGCCGGCUCCGUCGGCGUCAAUUGCACCAGUCCCACCAUGGCCAUUGACCUGCCCUUCGGUGGCUGGAAGCAGAGCGGUGAUGGACGCGAGUUGAGCAAGUACGCCACCGACUACUGGACCGAGCUGAAGAGCGUGUUUAUCUCGUUGUGA